Molecule: messenger RNA, 2243 nt
Organism: Coccinella septempunctata (seven-spotted ladybird)
Lineage: Eukaryota; Metazoa; Arthropoda; Insecta; Coleoptera; Coccinellidae
Product: protein I'm not dead yet-like
Exons: 5
Coding region: 104-1792 (562 amino acids)
Biological process (GO): monoatomic anion transmembrane transport; citrate transport
Cellular component (GO): membrane
Molecular function (GO): citrate transmembrane transporter activity; succinate transmembrane transporter activity
Source: RefSeq, a predicted model, not a curated record
UCGAUAUAAUGUCAGAAUGAAAACUGAAUUAGUCAUAGUGGAGUAUAAUCAAAAGUUGACAUUGUAAAUAUAGGUAUAUUCGGGGAACAGACCUGAAUCUUUAAUGUCUUUCAGUAAAAAUCUCCGGAUUGCGUUCAAAUUCUACUGGAAAGCUGUUUUCAUAAUAUUUUACCCAGUAUGCUUACUGCCUAUUUUCCUCGUGAAUAAUAAUACCUCAAAUCGUUGUAUCUACGUAAUUGUUCUGAUGGCAGGACUCUGGAUAACAGAAGCACUCCCAAUUCCUAUUACGAGCCUUAUUCCCAUAGCAUUAUUUCCAUUAAUGGGAAUUCUUGAUUCCAAAGAAACCGCUGCUUGCUAUAUUACGGAACCCACUAUUUUAUUGAUUGCUGGUUAUAUGCUGGCUUUGGCAGUGGAAUCCAGCAAUUUGCAAAUGAGAAUUUCCCUUCAUAUCAUAAAACUGAUAGGUUUUAGUCCAAGAAAAUUACAUAUAGGAUUCACAUGUGUAACAAUGUUUAUAUCUAUGUGGAUAUCGAAUACAGCAACUACAGCUUUGAUGAUACCCAUUGUCUUCACAACACUCAAGGAACUAGAAGAACAUGGUGUGGGUAGAAUAUUUGAAGAGGAAGCGCGUCUGGAACAGGAUGAAGAAGGUCCAGAUGAAGUCAAUAGACGACCUACGAGAUCCACGAUGGGUUAUUUCAUCACAAUAGCAUAUGCCUCUACAAUAGGAGGUACCGGUUAUUUGACUGGCAAUGCAAGUAAUCUUGCAUACAAAGGCAUUUAUGAAACAGCGUUUCCUAACUUAAAGGUCAACAGCGGACAUUGGCUCUUGCUUUGUGUGCCUUUCAUGUUAAUCACAAUGUUUAUAACUUUCUUCUGGAUAGAGCUUUUAUACAUGGGCCUUUUCAGGCCGAAAUCAUCAGCUGCUGAACAAUUCAAAGCUUCUACGGAAGAAACGGUCGCUGCAAAAGCUUAUAUCGUUGAAAAACUGCAGCGCAUGGGAUGGAUAACUUUUCAUGAGAUCGCUGUAGCUACAUGUUUCCUGGCAGCAGUUAUAUUAUGGGUUUUGAGAGAACCACAAUUCUUUCCUGGUUGGGCAGACUUUUGGGUACCUUAUGACACUACGAUAAAAGAUGCAACUGCUGGGGUGGCCAUUUUAUUGAUUUUGUUCCUGGUACCUAGAACUACCAGAUGCUGUUAUACAUUCAGUUCAGAUGAGGAGAAAAAACCUAACAGUCAGUCAAACGGAUUGCUUACAUGGAAAUAUUCCUUGAGAAGGAUACCGUGGGCCUUGAUAUUCGUCAUCGGGGCAGGUUUUUCUAUCGCUCAAGGUAGCCACAAUAGUGGUUUAAGCGAGAGAAUGACUAGAGAUUUAGAAGGGAUGGAAACAUAUUCUCCAUUUGGAGUACUCGCUGUUGCAGCACUUGCGGCGACCCUUAUGACGCAGCUUACAACCAAUGUCGCCGUAUCUGGGAUGCUAAUACCAAUUUUGGCAACCAUUGCAAAGGCAACAGAUGUUCACCCCCAAUAUAUCAUGUGGUCUUCCACCAUCGCAUGCUCCUUCGCCUACCUGUUUCCUGUUUCAACUCCACCAAAUGCUCUGGUUGCUAAUUAUAUCAAUAUACCAACGACAGAAAUGAUGAAGGUGGGAUUUGGAACUGCAAUAAUAUCUUAUAUGGUGUUACUUAUGAUUUUCGCAGGAUUUUUGCCAUUUUUGAUAGAGAUUGAUAAAUUUCCGCUCGAUGCAUAUAUGGAACUAGAUCCUGGAGUAUCAACAACUGUGAAAGAGUAAUAUUACCAACCCACUUUCUCUCCAUAAGCAUGCGACAAUUAUAAAUUUUUCUGAUUUAUAAUCAUAGAGAGUAGGUAUUUUUCAUUCAAUAUGAUUGUAUAAAGAAUUAUACAUAUAAUAUGAUUAUCUACAUGCUGUCUUUUGUAGAGGACGAACUCAGGAUUAACAAAAAAAGAAUUUAUUCAUAUAAUCCCCCCUAGGCUCGAUUCAUCAAAGGAAGGGAUAUAAACUUCUCACUUUAUAUUGAUUUAAUAUUUAAUAGUAUGUUCAACAGUUAUUAAAUUAAGCACCUUUUCGGUAAACAAUGAUUUAAUUCUUAAACCACGUUUAAGCUUUUAAGCAUAUAGAAUUUCUGUGAACUAUACGUAGUUUAAGAAGUCAAUCGUUGUAUACUGAAACGAAUCACACGAACAUAAAUGCUGGCCAGUUCAAAAGUUUAUAUUUUUGUGAA